This is a messenger RNA of Procambarus clarkii (red swamp crayfish), 747 nucleotides long. Its product is annotated as GATA zinc finger domain-containing protein 14-like. NCBI's taxonomy places the organism in Eukaryota, Metazoa, Arthropoda, Malacostraca, Decapoda, Cambaridae. The record is from RefSeq and is a predicted model, not a curated record.
AUGGUUGAAAUCUGUAUGGUAGUGUCUUCAGCUGGCUUCCUAAGCCAGUACAGCCAGUCCUUGAACCAGUACAGUCAGUUCUUGAACCACUACAGUCAGUCCUUGAACAAGUACAGUCAGUCCUUGAACCAGUACAGUCAGUCCUUGAACCACUACAGUCAGUCCUUGAACCAGUACAGUCAGUCCUUGAACAAGUACAGCCAGUCCUUGAACCAGUACAGCCAGUCCUUGAACCAGUACAGUCAGUCCUUGAACCAGUACAGUCAGUCCUUGAACCAGUACAGUCAGUCCUUGAACCAGUACAGUCAGUCCUUGAACAAGUACAGCCAGUCCUUGAACCAGUACAGCCAGUCCUUGAACCAGUACAGCCAGUCCUUGAACCACUACAGCCAGUCCUUGAACCACUACAGCCAGUCCUUGAACCACUACAGUCAGUCCUUGAACCAGUACAGCCAGUCCUUGAACCAGUACAGCCAGUCCUUGAACCAGUACAGCCAGUCCUUGAACCAGUACAGUCAGUCCUUGAACCACUACAGUCAGUCCUUGAACCAGUACAGCCAGUCCUUGAACCAGUACAGUCAGUCCUUGAACCAGUACAGUCAGUCCUUGAACCAGUACAGCCAGCCCUUGAACCAGUACAGUCAGUCCUUGAACCAGUACAGUCAGUCCUUGAACCACUACAGUCAGUCCUUGAACCAGUACAGCCAGCCCUCAGCCAAUACAGCAAACCAUGUAACCUCUCCUUAA